CCGGUUACCUGCGCCGUGUGCCUGUGCGAGUGUGUUGAUUCCUUCUUUCUCUCCCUCUCUCUGUAUAUAUAUUUUAUGAACUCCGUUUUGUUAGUGAUUUCUGUGAGUUGGAAGCGGGAAAACGGACACGGCGGCCAUAGCAAUACUCGCUCAGUCGCUAGUCGUUUUCCCCUUUACGGACUAGACACCUUUUUUCUUUUUCUCUUAUCUUCACUUACCUCUUCUCUCUCUCUCUCUCUCUCUCUCUCUGCGUUGUGUUAAAGGCAAAGCGACACGUCGUUUCUGUGUUGUGACGACUUAGAAUCGGAUCGUUAGGGUUUAGGUUUUUUUCUGUGAGAUGGAUGAGAGCGUCCUCGACGACAUCAUUCGGAGGCUUCUUGCAGCGAAGAACGGCAGAACGACGAAGCAGGUUCAACUCACUGAGUCAGAAAUCCGACAGCUCUGUACUACUUCCAAGGAGAUCUUCCUCAGUCAACCCAAUCUUCUCGAGCUCGAAGCUCCCAUCAAGAUUUGCGGAGAUGUUCAUGGCCAGUAUUCAGAUCUUCUAAGGUUGUUUGAAUAUGGGGGAUACCCACCUGAGGCAAAUUAUUUAUUCCUUGGAGAUUAUGUUGAUCGUGGUAAACAGAGCAUAGAGACGAUAUGUUUACUCCUUGCAUACAAGAUCAAAUACAAGGAGAACUUCUUUCUUCUUAGGGGCAACCAUGAAUGUGCCUCCAUUAAUCGUAUAUAUGGUUUCUAUGAUGAGUGCAAGAGGAGGUUUAAUGUUCGCAUUUGGAAGACUUUUACCGACUGCUUUAACUGUCUACCCGUUGCUGCUCUUAUAGAUGAGAAAAUCCUUUGCAUGCAUGGUGGAUUAUCUCCUGAGCUUAAACACUUAGAUCAGAUAAGGAAUAUUGCUCGUCCAGUUGACGUACCAGAUCAUGGACUUCUCUGUGACCUGCUGUGGGCUGAUCCUGAUAAAGAUCUUGAUGGGUGGGGAGAAAAUGACCGAGGUGUGUCAUUUACAUUUGGUGCUGAUAAGGUGGUUGAAUUUCUUGAAGAGCAUGAUCUUGAUCUGAUUUGCCGAGCUCAUCAGGUUGUAGAAGAUGGAUAUGAGUUUUUUGCCAAGCGCCAGCUGGUGACUAUAUUUUCAGCACCAAAUUACUGUGGGGAAUUUGAUAAUGCCGGUGCUAUGAUGAGCGUGGAUGACACCUUGACAUGCUCUUUCCAAAUACUUAAAUCUUCUGACAAGAAGGGUAAAGGUGGAUUUGGCAACAACACUUCAAGACCGGGAACUCCUCCUCACAAGGGUGGGAAGGUGUUUAAUUGACAUUCCGGAGCUAAAUUUAAGAUUGGUGAACUUGACGGAGGCCCUCAUUCUUCCAAUUAGGUCAAAGACGACUUGUCACAAAUAUAUAAAGCAUGACUCCUGCCUUCCUUCCCUGGAAAGGAUAACUAAAAUACACUGUAGCGAGGGACAAGGCACAUUUUAUUGUGCAACUUUGAUUGACCUCUCCCCUUUGUCUCUAAUUUCUUUCUUCUUUUUCUAUAUAGCUUUCAUUUUUGCUUUUAAUGUACAAUGGAAAUUGGAAAGUCAAACUUCCAUAAGGGGAAAUCCUGAUUAUGUUAUGGUGAUGCGAAAGUUUUAUUUAUUUAUGAAUAGGGUCAGCUUUAAAGUUUAUCC
Arachis ipaensis is the source of this 1663-nucleotide messenger RNA. Its product is annotated as serine/threonine-protein phosphatase PP1. Gene Ontology annotation, molecular function: protein serine/threonine phosphatase activity. The record is from RefSeq and is a predicted model, not a curated record. Gene Ontology annotation, cellular component: cytoplasm; nucleus. NCBI's taxonomy places the organism in Eukaryota, Viridiplantae, Streptophyta, Magnoliopsida, Fabales, Fabaceae.